UAUGCUCUCCCUCGUCCCCCACCCUGCCAAGCGUGCACGAUUGCGCUCUCUCAACACUCCUACAGCUCCAUCUCCAUCACUAUCACCAUCGCCUGUGAUUAUCAUAUCCCAUUCUCCUCUUGCUGCGUUCCCCAGCCUCGCUACAACCGCAGCCGCGCAUUGUUCCGUGUGUUUCCCUCUUUCUCUCGAUUAUCCACAAUGGCCGCGUCGGCAGCUUCCACUGCUCUCACCGUGUCCGGGUCCACUAGCCUGGACAUGUCCACGUUGUCCAGCAAGUCCGCCUUCGGCAGCAGCUGCAGUGCGAUGCAGGCGGCCCCAGUGAGUAGGCGCGCCGUCCGCUCGGGCGUCGUCAUGGCCAGCGUCGGGUCCGAGGAGGCCAAGCCUGCGAGGCGCGAGGUGCUGGCCGGCAUCUUGGCCGCGGGAGCGGCGCUGGGAUUCUCGGGUCAGGCGAACGCUGCAAUGAACCCAGUGGCCGCAGCCAAGAGCAAGGCGGGUCAGGCAGUGCAGGGCGCCAAGGACCUGGCGGGAAGCAACCCUCUGGAGGGCGUGGUUGGCUCGAACCCCCUGGGUGACGCGCAGAGCACGGUGGAGGAGGCGGCGUCGGGCAUCAAGGGCCGCAUCGACGGACUGUUCGGCAAGGACAAGCCGUACCCGAAGAGGAACACGCAGGUGACGGGCAAGGGCCCCGUCGCGGACGCCAAGGCACGAGUGGGCAACUUCCUGGACAACUCGCAGAACCCGUUGGCCACCAACAUCGAGAAGGCAGCGAAGGAGGCGGAGUCCGGUCUGGCUGUAGCGACGGGGCCCAACUCCCCGAGCGCACGAGCGGGCAAGGAGUUUCUGGGACAAGACAGCACGCGCGUGGACGAGGCGACUGUCAGGGUGAACGCGGGCGCGGAGAAGCUGCAGGGCAAGGCCGUGCAGGCGGUGGAUGAUGUGAAGAGCGCAGUGGGCGCUGCCAAGGACGCCGCACCGGAUGUGAAGGUGGAGGCGCCUGGGUCCGGGUUGCUGAAGUCGUUCGGGAGCAAGGUGGACGCUGUGAAGGGGAAUGUCGCCUCCAUGGCGGAGGACGCCAAGAGCACUGCCGGCGGCGCUGCGUCCAACGUGCUCGGCCAGUAAGAAUGGCAAUCGUUGUAGAGAUAAUCGAACUUGUCGACAUCUAUUUCUUUGAGGAGAUGCAGGAUUGGUGAGGUCAUGGGUGGAGGCUGUUUCGCUCAUGGGCAGCUUAUUCCCUGGUGUGUACAGAUGCUUGUGAUUUGUGACACGAAUUCGGUUUGAAGUCAUCGAGGAACCUCGAUGCUUUGGGAGUUGCUAUUGUUUUUGCUGGAGGUGAAUUGUACCAGUAAGCAUCAGAUGUAUUUGUAGAAGAAUUAAUGGCAAACAAUUGGCAGUGUGACCAAUUGCUUCUGAUAUCCCGUA
Messenger RNA from Physcomitrium patens, 1419 nucleotides. RefSeq lists its product as uncharacterized. The record is from RefSeq and is a predicted model, not a curated record. NCBI's taxonomy places the organism in Eukaryota, Viridiplantae, Streptophyta, Bryopsida, Funariales, Funariaceae.